ACUAGUGCCAAAAUGAAUUGUACUGUGAAUUUGAUUGGAUGGCAUUUAUAAAAUGGAAUAAGAAUUUAAUGAAUUGGCAAUCUCUUUGAAGUCAGACAAUUCCAGAAUUGAAAAGUCAAAAAUCAGGAAUAAAUGGCUAAACUAUCUUGGGGUCAUCAAGGAUAGACUUCUCUUUGUAAUUGGAUGUGAGCUUAUUAAGCCAAAUAAAAAUUACACCAAGUGAUAAAGACAGAAAAUCUAAUGAAAACUGGUGAUUUAAUAUGUCUCCAAACAAAUGGACCAUUAGAUGUAGAAUGAGUAAAUUAUGUUGAAAAUGAGAAAGAGGAAGUGUAUAUUAAUUACAAACAAGAUCAGCACUGCAAUAAACAAACAUGGCAUUUCAUGUCUCAAAAUUACUGACUUUUCGUAAGAUUUUGUCGGAAGUUAAUCAACUUUUAUUUCAAACAUUUUUUGAUUCUUUCUACAUGAGCUGGAGGAUGAGGGUUGCAUACCUUGAGGGUAUAUGUGAGUUCUCUAAAAGAUUUUCUGAUUCGACAAAGCAAAACUGGUUUUCAAAGUUUAUUCAGAAGUUUGUUCUGUAGGAAAGAGAUACUGAUGUGUAUGUUAUAAAGAAUAGAUAGCAAGUCAAGGAAUCUUCUCAUGAUGCAGAGUCUAUGGCAGAGCAAACUACUAAAAUAAGCAAAUAGCAAAGAUUGAUAGAGCUAGAGAAUACAAAUGCAUAUACAUAUGUAGAUCUAUACAUGUGUGACAUAUAUACAGAAAACGAGUGUCAACGUUUGAUAUCAGUAUAAUACGAACUUUGUAAACAAAAAGAAUAUCAUAUUUACAUUGAGGAUUGAUUGACGUAUCAACAAUGCAUCACCUGAGAAUCUACAUAGUUCAUGUACAGGUGUGUAAUAAUGAUUGAUGCUUCACAAGACUAACAUCAAAAUAAAUGAGAAAUCAGAGACAAUCACUGACAACUCCAGGAAGAAAUGAGGCUUAUAAAAAGAUGAGUUUGAUUCUGAUGUCAGAUUGACCCUUAUAUACUACCUGUUAUGUAAAACUUGUGUAGUGAGACUGGAUCAGAUAUAACCGAAUGUUCUUGUGCAGUCUAUCCAGAUCAAAAUCGUAACUCAACGUUAUUUUCAGAUUGAGUUCUGAUUUAAAUUGUUAGGCAAUUUGCUGUGAAACCCAGUAAAUGGGAAGAACAUAAGAGCACUUUGUACCAUCUGUAUAAUGCCUGGAUGCUUAAUUAGAGGUGGGAACCCUUUCUAUACAAAACUAAUUUUUCAAUCUUCAAAUAACUCCGAGAUAAAAUCAAUGAACAUGUGAUAUUAAUUUGGAUCAGUUAAACUGUAAUUUCCAAGUAUUUUGGUAUUGGUGAGAAUUUAGAUGUAAAUCGUUGAUGAUAUUUAUAUUGAUAUUUAAGUGAAGUACAAGAGAAGUUUUACUGGAAUUUGUAACUUUCUGGUUGAAUUCUCCUUCAAGUAUGUGAUGUAAUGUGAAUAUAGCACUCGAAAUAUCCCUCCUUGAAUCCACUCCCUUCUGUGGUGCAUCUACUGCAGGUGUACAAAUGAAGAACAAAGUGUUAAACCUUUCAUUUGUAUUGAUUGAAUAAUGGAUUUUACCUGUAAUUGGCUAUUAAAAGCAACUGAGAUCGUGAUAUGAUGUAGUUUCUUCAGAUUGAAUCAAUUGGAAAUUUUGAAACAAUUCAUUAUGGCAUCUAGUAGCUUAGAUUUCCUCAGACCUUCCAAAGAAAGAAAACCAGAAAAAGGAAAAAAAUCAACAAGGCGGAAACAUAUUGACGAGACCAGACAUGGUGUUAAUGUAAAGCAAAUGCCAGACAAUAAGUGUGGGGCAAAUAGUAAGGAACUCAUUUCAGGUAUUGGAAUUCAAAGAGCAACAGGGAUUGCAAUAAAACCAGUGAUAAACAAUAAUGUUUCCAAGAAUGAAUGUGCAAAUAAGGAACUAAAUCAUGUGAGGAAUAUCUAUCAACCUCAAAGAACCCCAUCCUUCUUAAGGACUCAAUCUUUUGAACAUACUCAUAAGGCAUCAAUCAUCCCAAAGGCAUCGCAUCAUAGGAAAAGUCAGAGUUUGAAUCUGCAAGUGGUCAAAGCUCAACAGAGAAGAUCUAGGGAUCCAAAUGAUCCAUGGUUCACACAUGAUGAGUUAAUAGCCCAAAGUCUGUUGAGCUAUAAACAAACGAUUGAUCAACUUCAUGAUAAAAUGACUAAACGCAAAAGCGAUGAUGUGUCCAUACACUAUAAAAUUGCUGUUAAUGAUUCUAAUAACCCAUCAAAUAGUAAAGAACAGACCCAGUCAUCAUCCACAAGCUCUCCCUUGGUACCAUUCAAACUAAAACAAGAUACAGGAGAGAAAGAAACACCCAUGCAUCGAUUAAAUGGCCAUAUUCCUGGAGAACAGAUUUCCAGUAAAGAUGAAAUAGAGGCAAUAUCACCAGUUGAGGAUACAUCAACUAUUGAUGAUGACAAUAAUACACUGAUUGAUACAAUUGCACAAUCCAGUGUAUAUACACAGACUGUCAGUAACAGGGACAUACAGAGCAUAAGUGAUAACAUCAUAUCCCCUCCUGUCUCUCCCAAGUACAGAUCAACUCCAAACCAUUCCAAAUUACGCUCAUUAGACAAAACAAAGCUCCAAGAUCUUUCUAACAGUUUCUCCAUACCACCUAACAUGCAGGAUUUGGAUUUAGACAGUACAUUAGAUUUUAGAUACCCAAAUAGAUAUGACGUUGAAGAACAAUUCAAUGAUGACCAUCCAUCUUACGCAAGAAAUGAUGAGAUGGCAGCUGUGUAUGAUACAGGAGUUAAAGAAUGUGAGUUGUCAACCUUUGAGAGAGGGUUGGUAUCUACUAGCAGAGCUACUCUAACAUACCAGUCUGACCUUG
Molecule: messenger RNA, 2890 nt
Organism: Owenia fusiformis
Lineage: Eukaryota; Metazoa; Annelida; Polychaeta; Sabellida; Oweniidae
Source: the annotation of a GenBank genome assembly